Molecule: messenger RNA, 1203 nt
Organism: Zophobas morio
Lineage: Eukaryota; Metazoa; Arthropoda; Insecta; Coleoptera; Tenebrionidae
Product: queuine tRNA-ribosyltransferase catalytic subunit 1-like
Exons: 12
Coding region: 1-1203 (400 amino acids)
Cellular component (GO): cytosol
Molecular function (GO): tRNA-guanosine(34) queuine transglycosylase activity
Source: RefSeq, a predicted model, not a curated record
AUGCCACCGCCUUCUACGAAUGGAUACCUUAACACGCUAGCGGAAGAACUCACGGGUUGUGGGACGGCGCACAAUAAUGCUGGGAGAUGCUCUUUGUUGUAUCUUCCCCAUUCCACCGUUGAGACACCAGUUUUUAUGCCUGUAGGGACUCAGGGCUCCAUGAAAGGACUCACUUCUUGCCAGUUAAGAAAUCUUGGUUGUCAAAUUUGCUUAAGUAAUACAUAUCACUUAGGUCACCGUCCUGGCCCGAAAGUUUUAGAAAAAUUUGGAGGCUUGCACAAAUUUAUGGGCUGGGAUCGUUCACUUUUAACUGAUAGUGGAGGUUUUCAAAUGGUUUCUCUGUUAAAACUUUCUGAAGUUACGGAGGAAGGAGUGAAGUUUCAGUCUCCUCAUGAUAGCUCGGUGCUUAUGCUUACACCAGAGAAGAGCAUUAAUCUUCAAAAUAUAAUCGGUGCUGAUAUUAUAAUGCAGUUGGACGAUGUUGUGUCCAGCUUGACGACAGGGUCACGUGUCGAGGAGGCCAUGCACCGAUCGAUUCGUUGGCUCGAUCGUUGUAUAGCCGCACACGCAAGGCCACGUGAUCAAAGCAUGUUCGCUAUUAUUCAAGGUGGACUUGACCUUUCAUUACGCAAAGUUUGCCUUUCAGAAAUGAUAAAAAGAAAUCUGCCGGGGUACGCUAUCGGUGGAUUAAGUGGCGGGGAAGACAAGCAACAAUUUUGGAAAGUUGUCAGUCUUUGUACAGAUGAACUUCCUCACGAUAAGCCGCGCUAUUGCAUGGGCGUGGGGUACGCCACCGACUUGGUUGUUUGCUCCGCACUCGGCGUGGAUAUGUAUGACUGCGUAUUUCCCACCAGAACGGCUAGAUUUGGAGUGGCGCUUACCAGCACGGGCUCCAUAAAUCUUUCGCAAAAGAAAAAUCAAGUGGACUUUGUACCCAUUGAAGCCUCUUGUUCUUGUUUUACGUGCGAAAACUACACUCGAGCGUAUCUCUACAGCAUUUUCAACGAGGAAGUGGCCAAGCAUUUGAUUACCAUCCACAAUCUUCACUAUCAAUUAAAUUUAAUGUCUCGAAUUCGUGAAAGUAUCAUCAGCGAUACUUUUCCAGAAUUUGUUGUUCAGUUUAUGAAAGAUUUAUAUCCCAAUAAUAAGUAUCCAGCUUGGGCUGUAGAUGCUUUGUCCAGCGUCAACAUCACUUUGUUAUAA